CCUUGGAGUCUACUAUCUCGGGGUCUUACGGGACUUAAGUCGAUUACAGAGCAAAGGAAGCUACUCCCAAGGUUCAGAAAAAGCACUCCCACUCUACCCAAUUCAGAAGGCCAAGUCUCUCUACUCGCAGAACUCAGUCUAUCGCUCGCCGUUCCAGUUCUACCACUACGUCUGCGAGCAAUGAAGGCCCAUCAGCUUGCUCCACCUGUAGAAGACUUUGGAUCUCAGUGCGAUUUCGGACUUGUGACGCUUGUCGAGUUCGCCUCGCCACACAAGUUUAUCAACCUUCAGUGAUACCUACCUAUGUAGAGUCACUAACCGGCUACUGCAUUCGGUGCUAUCGAUCUUGGUCCUUAACUGCCUAUGUGUAACGAUUGUUGGUUUACGUUUGCGGAGCGCGAAGCGCGACGCUCAUUUCUCGUUGAUUGAUUUAUUCCUACUCGGUUUCAGCCGCUCUUAUGUCAGCAGCUAUGCCCGGAUAGCGGGGUUUGGCCAAUAGCCGACGCGCUCCGAGUGUUAAUCCGUAGAGCCCCACUUCGUCAAUGCAAACAUUGACCAGCUGUUUCCAAAUUCCCCACUUUGCUCUUCAACCUCAUCUACUCCUGGCCCCCACCAAGUGUGGUUCGCGGUUCUCUACUAAUGUACACAUGUGUCUAGGCUCUGUCGAGGUUUUAUGCCUCUUGCGAUGGUUCCUUUUACCUACAGUCUCCCCCCAAUGCUCAGCUUUGUCUGGGUUGCGACUCGAUCCCAUAUUGCCCAAGGAUCUCGGUCUGUUCUAUGAACCUGAUUGCCUUGGCGGCUGCUUUGCGCUCGUUCAGUAUGACCCGGAGAUUGUGUCGUCCUGGGAGGGCUCCGAACUCCUGGCGUCGGAUCUGCCGAUAUUUGCGGCAUCGCAGCAGGAUGUGCGAUACCGUCUGUCGUCCCUCCCGGCACUGGCAGUUGGCGCUGGUAAUGUCUGGCACUCUUCGGCUGAAGAGAAAAUCCUGGAGUCCGAUCUUUUCCGUGCGCGUCUGGACCAGGAGCGUACUUUGUGGAUUGAAAAAUAG
Colletotrichum destructivum is the source of this 1046-nucleotide messenger RNA. RefSeq lists its product as uncharacterized. Bases 543 to 1046 code for a protein of 167 amino acids. NCBI's taxonomy places the organism in Eukaryota, Fungi, Ascomycota, Sordariomycetes, Glomerellales, Glomerellaceae. The transcript has a single exon. The record is from RefSeq and is a predicted model, not a curated record.